CAACGCCAGUUCCACCAAUGCAAAGCAGAGAAUGAGAUUAGGUCACAAAAGUUCGACUCUACGUUUCGCAUUUCCUUCCCUUCCACCCACUUGCUUGAUAGUUCCCGAUGCUCACAACGUGUCCACCUUUCCUUUGAAAGAUAAGCAGCAAUUGUUAUCGACGGAAACUCCAAAGAUUCAAGGUGAAUGGAUAGGUUACAGUGCGACUUACGAAAUAGAUAGUGGAAAAGUUGUCCAUGUCCCAGAAAAGUGGGUACCCGAUGCUUUUAUCGACUGGGGCGUGAUCGUCAAUGGAUUGGAACACAUGACUUCAGCAGUGUUGGAUGGUGAUCUAUUGCGCAUCAAAGAGACUCUCAUAUUGCCCAAAGUUGGGUGUGAAGAAGACUCCGUUGCCGUGGAUAUUUCCGAAUAUCAGAUUCCCUACAAAAGUGUUGCUUUUGUACCUUUUCCUGGUGGCAGUUUCUCUUAUGGACCUACAAGUUUACAAGGAGAUGGUAGUCGUUUGGAUAUAUUGACCCAUAUGGCAUUCUCUCAUUCCACCGAGAGUGAGAGAUGGACUCGUUUAGGUGUCACUGUAUCUUUUGAAACGAAAAGAAUUCAUCUGGUGAAGGAAGAAUGGAACUCGGAAUACAAUGGUGGACAAUCUUUGAUCGGUUGUGGAGGAAAUAUUGAGGCAUUCGAUGAUGAUCAAAGGUUGGAUCCUUCUGACCUUUUACAGUUUCAAAAGGGAAACAAGAUAACUUGGUCAAAGGACUUGGGGAUGGAAAUGCAACAAGAUACCGACUGCGCAGUGCCUUGGACAGUUGAUAGAAUAUUAUUUGAUUGGUAUUUGCCUGCGAAUGCCCAUGUUCGUUGUUUCUAUGGAGAAGAUGAUCGCUUUUGUUUACAAACAGGAUGGUUGGCAACUCCAUCUCAGUACUUUUUAGUUUCCAGAGAAUAUAAUCAUCAACAAGAGUUUAUUCAGGCUACAUGGUUUGAAAGUAAAGUUGAUAUAUAACCUUGCUACGAUAAAGAAACAAGGGAAUAUCGUAACAUGUGUAAGUUAUUAUAUAUUC
Messenger RNA from Galdieria sulphuraria, 1055 nucleotides. RefSeq lists its product as uncharacterized. Bases 32 to 997 code for a protein of 321 amino acids. The transcript has a single exon. Lineage: Eukaryota; Rhodophyta; Bangiophyceae; Galdieriales; Galdieriaceae. The record is from RefSeq and is a predicted model, not a curated record.